Molecule: messenger RNA, 1093 nt
Organism: Eurytemora carolleeae
Lineage: Eukaryota; Metazoa; Arthropoda; Copepoda; Calanoida; Temoridae
Product: neuropeptides capa receptor
Exons: 15
Coding region: 20-1078 (352 amino acids)
Biological process (GO): G protein-coupled receptor signaling pathway
Cellular component (GO): membrane
Molecular function (GO): G protein-coupled receptor activity
Source: RefSeq, a predicted model, not a curated record
AAUUUCAAGAGAGAAAAGAAUGAGUAUGAACAAUGAGAGUUUAGGAGUUAAUUCUUCCUCAAGUCUUCAUUGGGAACAGUUUCAACAGACUGUACAGAUGAUAUUUUCAUCAACAGCGAUGUGGGUUUAUCCAUCUUCAUUCUAUACUCUUAUCUUCUUCUAUUCUCUUCUUAUUGCAGCUGGAGUUACUGGGAACCUUCUGGUUUUGUACCUUCUUCUUAGAACCCCUGCACUUAGAACAGCAAGGAAUGUGUUUGUGGCCAACCUUGCUGUGUCAGAUUUCUGUCUGUGUCUCCUCACAAUGCCUCUUACAUUGGUAGAGGUAACCUACCAGAACUGGCAAUGGGGAAACAGUCCUCUACUCUGCAGUCUUCAACAACCUCUCCAGGCGCUAUUUGUUCUCAUAUCUUCGCUGUCCAUUACAGCUAUAGCUGUUGACAGGUGUUUGAUCAUCUGUUGGCCAUCUGUUGGAAGUACAGUCACCAGCAGUCCUAGUAGACUUAUACCCAUACUUUGGUUCAUUGCUAUAGGGAUAGUUUCUCCCCUAGGAAUAGUGAAAGAAUUCAGAAGUCCUGGUGAAUCCUUAAUGGAAAGCGAGCUGGAGUUCUCUUCUAUGGUGGAACGAUAUAGCAACAAGUUGGAUGUAAACCAAACAGCUCUUGAACAAAUGGAAGCUCUCUCUAGCAUCAUUAAAAGGAAUAAUGAGACGAUGGAGUACGAGUUUGAUAUGGUGGAUAAUCUGGACAAAAUCAAUCAGUUUGAGGCCCGACAUCUAGUGUUGAAUCAAAUCAACUUUAUUCUGGAUGAAAUGAAAAUGAAAAACCUGGCUCCGAGAUGUCUUGAGAAGACAUCAGAAUCUGUUCUGUCUGGAGUAAAUACAGUCAUAAUUCUAGUUGUACAGUACGUUGUGCCUGUACUUACAGUUUCAUUGGCUAACGCGGCAAUUUACACCAGAUUACAGGAUCGGAUGGGACAAUAUGCCAGUAGAACAGCCACUGAACAGAGGAUUAACGAAGUCAAGAAGAUGAGAAGAACCUGUAUUCUACUAUGUUUAGAACCUGUAUUCUACUAUGUUUAGAACCUGUAUUCUACU